AGACAAUCAAUGGCAGAUUCGCAGUCAGAUUCAAACGCCUUCAGUGUUCGGAUCGUCUCCAUCGAUCACUACAUGGCUCCGCCGACCCAUGGCCUUGAUAUCUCUUACAGUACCUUCCAAGGUGGGAAAGUGAGUGAGGUUCCUGUUAUAAGAAUAUAUGGUUCUACACCAGCUGGUCAGAAGACUUGCUUGCACGUCCAUGGGGUUUUACCCUAUUUAUAUGUGCCUUGUGCGGAUAUAUCGCUUCAACCACACGAGGAAGGUGAUGCAUACACACAUGCUGUAUCUCUUGCUCUUGAGAAAGCUUUGAAGGUAUGCUUGGUUGCAACAGGUUUUGUUCUAACCUCUGUGUUGUUUGUUAAUUGGUGUUUCUGCAAUUUGUCCUUUGCAUUGCUGAUCCUGCAGGCAUCAUAUGUUUUUGCUUUGGUUUGAACUCUUACGGCUUAAAGGUAAUGCUGGUUCAAAGUGACAGCAUGUACAUGGUUACAGCCUUGUACGAGCAAGGAAAUUUUAUGGUUACCAUUCAUCUGAAGAGCUUUUUGUGAAAAUACAUCUGUAUCCAAACAUUAUACCAUUCUAUCAUGGCAUUUUCAUCUUCUGUAUGAUACAGAGAUUCUUUACUUAAAAUGCAUAGUUGUACACUUAAGGUUUUUGUUGUAGACUUUUAAGAGUGAUGUAUAUUAAUACUUAUCUAAAAAAAAAGAGUGAUGUAUAUUAAUCACUGCCCUCCUUUCAAAAAUUGCAACCAAUUGGUUGGUAUUUGCUGUGACUUUUGCAAGUUAGAUUAAGAAAAGUAUUGUUUGUAGAA
Molecule: messenger RNA, 808 nt
Organism: Quercus robur (English oak)
Lineage: Eukaryota; Viridiplantae; Streptophyta; Magnoliopsida; Fagales; Fagaceae
Product: DNA polymerase zeta catalytic subunit-like
Exons: 4
Coding region: 10-432 (140 amino acids)
Biological process (GO): double-strand break repair via homologous recombination; error-prone translesion synthesis
Cellular component (GO): nucleus; zeta DNA polymerase complex
Molecular function (GO): DNA-directed DNA polymerase activity
Source: RefSeq, a predicted model, not a curated record